This is a messenger RNA of Anthonomus grandis grandis, 2952 nucleotides long. RefSeq names its product terminal uridylyltransferase Tailor-like. The transcript is spliced from 11 exons. Lineage: Eukaryota; Metazoa; Arthropoda; Insecta; Coleoptera; Curculionidae. Gene Ontology annotation, biological process: mRNA 3'-end processing; mitochondrial mRNA polyadenylation. The record is from RefSeq and is a predicted model, not a curated record. Gene Ontology annotation, molecular function: zinc ion binding; poly(A) RNA polymerase activity; nucleic acid binding. The coding region runs from base 140 to 2923 and encodes 927 amino acids.
AUUCGGGAUUCCCGAUUCACACCAUACAUAAUAGAUUGGCUUAAUUUUUGAAAAUUAAGAUAAAUAAAAUUGCUUUUCUACUAAAAAUAAGAAAAUAGUAAAAAUCCCUGAGUAUGAGUGUUUAAUUGCAGGUACCGAUAUGAGCGAAUUUGAAAAAAAUCAAGAAAAAGGUUCCACUAAUAUAAUGUUAAGUGCUAAUGUUGAUGAAUCAAUUAAUUCAAAUAUAGAAGAAAUUAGAGCAGCCAACAUUAAAGAUGUGCAGAACCAUUUGCAAGAGUUUUCUAAAUUAUUCAAAUCCUACAGAUUGGACCUUUUAAGUUGUAAAAACUCAAAGAAAAAUAAAUUAAAGUCCUUAUUAAAUGACUUGAAGAAGAACAUUGCCGAGGGCAUGAAUGAGAUAGGAACAAGUUUGAGGCACCGACAGUAUAAUUUUAAGUGUGGACUUUGUAACCAAGAUAUAACGAUAGAACCAAACAAAGAUAUGUGGAGUUGUUUGCAAGAUCAUGAGCACUUUGAACAGUUAUUUUAUCAUUUCUUAAACAAAGAAAAGUAUGACCCGCCCCUAAUCAAUGAGAUACAAUGUGUGAACUUAUCUGAAAGCGAUAGUUCCUGGACAUCUGACGAUGAAACGGUUAGCGACGAUUGCUCCAAUAGUGACAGUGGCAUAGAGCAGCAAACAAUGGAGCCGUCUACCAGCCGCCUUCAUUCGAGUAAUCUUACUAAUAAAAGCAAAUACCCACCUACAACAGAGGAAAAUGUGAACAGUUUUCGGUUUAACUUUAAGUUGAGCUAUGACAGUGAAGUUGAAUCUAAAAUUUAUCCCCCCAGUAUCAUGGAUGGGAUCAGGAAAUAUGAUAAACUUAAGGAGUAUUCUAUUAUGAAACGCGGGGCUACAAUAGCUGCCUGUAUGAUUUGUAAUUGUGAUAUGAAUGGUUUACGGGUAUCAAAACAUUUGCUCUUCAAUCACACCAUGGGACAAAAGCAUCUAAGGGCCGCCCGAAACGAGUCGAGUAUAAACACUUUAAGUGCCUUCCACGCGUUUUGGGUGAAACAAGAUCCACCGAUUCAAGCUCACCAAGUGUACUUUUGGCCCCUGAUCAGAUCGUUGACGAAAAUGGAGUGUGCGCUUUGCGGAACGUAUGUCCCUAAUGAAAACAUACUCGCUCACAUUAUGAGCGUUCCUCAUAAAAAAACUGUUCUGGAUAUGUACGAGCAAAGGAAUAAUUUAGUAUAUUUAGUGCCUCUGCAAGUGCAGGCCUAUGGGAUUACUAAGGAGGAGGUGGAAACUAGGGAGAAUUUGGAGAAAAGCCAAAGAAGUAGGGAAAAGUCUGGUUCUGAGACAGCCGAGGAAACGAGCAAAUCGACACCUAAAAAAGACCGCCGGAAUCGUAAAGAAGUGGUACACAAAAUAAUAAAGGCAGUAGAAGACCUGGACAGUUUAGAUCCAUUAGAACUCUUACCGAACCGAAUGAAGGGCGAGAGUGUAUUCUUUCAGAGGGUAACAGUUCCUGUUGAGAAUGGUUUUCAACAUCUCAUUUAUUGUAAGCGAUGCGAGCAACGAAUUAAAGACGAUUUUUAUUCUAUAAGGAAUCACAUCAUGCGUAGUCCGAAGCAUGAUAAAGCGAAAGGGUCUUACAAGUAUUUUUGCGAAGUGUGUUCGGUCAGGAUGAAUGGAGAGGCUGACUGGAUUAACCAUUUAGUAGGGAGGAGACAUGCUAACCCAACCCAAAAACUAAAUCUCACCGAGUACGAAUGUGUUCCAUGUAAAACGGUAAUCUUUGGUGAUGAAUCUUCUCUGACCCGCCACCUAUCCAUAGGCGUUAAGAAGAAAAAAGACAAAGACAACACCUUAUCGCCAGAGAUAAAAGCGUUAUUCGAAUCGAAACAAAGCAUAUUGGAUCGCGCUAAGACGUUAAGAGAAGCGGCCGAAGAAGUAAUUGCGAGUCCGCAAACCAAAAUUUGCUGUGACCGAUUGAAGGAGGCCCUGUCAGUUCUGUUUGGUCAAUGUGAUGUUUACCCUUUUGGGUCGAGGAUCUCUGGAAUAGGCAAUAAAGAUAGCGAUUUAGAUGUGUUUAUAGACGUAGGAGGCACUUACUUCGGCGAAUAUUGCCAAGACCCCUCCGACCAAGUGGCGUUCAUAAGAAAAGCAACAAAAAUAGUGGCGGAUCAAAAGAUUCAUCAAAGUCCACGAGAGUUUUGUAAAGCGCGACAAGUACUUACCGCCCGCACUCCCAUCCUUACGCUUCACCAUACGCCUACAAAUUUGGACUGCGACUUGUCUUUUAAGCACGGGCUAAGUGUAGAAAAUACAAAGUUUUUAAGACUUUGCUUACAGCUAGAGCCAGCAUGUCAGGAAUUGAUACUCUUAGUUAAACAAUGGGCCGGACUUACCAUAUUCGAGAGGAUAUCAACCUACGCUUUGGCCAUAAUGUGUAUAUUUUAUAUGCAAUCGAAUGGCCACUUGCCUUCUGUGGAAGGCAUUCGGAGGCUUAACGAUGUGCCGCAUAAAUCAAUAAACGGAUGGAAAACAAUAAACUGUACACUAUCACUGGAUAAUUUGAAAAAACACGUGAAGCCAUACGAGAAAUCUUGCUAUGAUCUACUCAAACAGUUUUUUGUCUAUUACUCGAAAUUCGAUUUUAAUACUUACGUAGUUUGUCCCCUACUGGGUCGUGUGGUAAACCGUUCUCUAUUUGUAGAUGAAAAUCCCGAUCAGCUACCGCCUGAAAUGGCCGAUUACGUGGCCCAAUUAGAGCGAGAAGACGGCGAAGUCUUUAGAUCGCACUCGUAUAUGUGCGUGCAAGAUCCGUUUGAUCUUAGUCAUAAUUUAACCAAAGCCGUGCAACCUGGUACGGUUAAAAGGUUUCAGUCUAAUUGCAAAUUAUGUUUGGAACUAAUGGAGGCCUUUGAGAGGGGACAAUAAACUGAUAUCGUUUAUUAUUUUAUAGAUAA